AUGUUUCUCUUGCUCUCAAGCGAUGGAUUUGUUCGUUUGCCAACGUUGAUCCUGUUUGGCAUGGCUUCGAUCGCCAUGGACGAACAAGACGUAUUCGAGACAACUUUCCCUGAUUGGGAAUGUAAUAUUACAGAAAAUUACACUCCGUCUCAAGAAGACUAUUACUUACCGCAGAGCAGUUGGUUAUUUGAAGAAGAUCAGACCAUUCCGAACAACAAGGAACAGAAUUCCUUGGAUCGUAUCGGUUGGCAGCUAUACUUUCCGAACAAAGACAUGCAGGUGUCACGUACAAUAAUCAAACACAUACGAAGUCUGGAGAAACACUAUCAGGAUUUUCGUCACGACUAUCCCCUGUCGGAAGUGGAGCAUUGCAGGAGCUUUGAAUUUAAGCUUCAGCUUGCUAAGAACGAUCCAAUUCUAAAGGAUACGUGGCCAACGUUGGAAAAUGAUCUGAAAGACUACCCUGAGUACACGUUGGCCUGCAUCGGUUUGGCUAUGUAUCGUAGUGUGGUGGCAUACUGUACAGCAAGACGAUUCUGUUCGUCCACCACCAAGAUACCGAAGAUAUAUCCACGUUUGGAUUACUUUGGUACAGUGAAAUCAAUUGGCACAAUCAAUUCAUCUUGUGCAGGCAAACUAGUAACUGUUCGUGGGAUAAUUAGACGUGUUAGCCAACAUUACGUAAAUGCGUCGUCGAGUACCUACACAUGCAAAUACUGUGUAGAUAAAAGAGUUUUUUCACAGCCGUAUGAAAUUGGCACCAAAAGACAACGGACAUGUUCAAAUUGCCUGGCAGAAGGUGAACUUUUGAAACGGAAGGAAAACCAGCGGUGCAUUAUGGUUCAGGAAAUGGCAUUUUCUCUUGAUGUAAAAGUACCGGAUGAAAUAGCACCAAGCUUAGUACCUGGAGCGGAUGUGCUCGUAACGGGUAUAGUAAAUGUGGAUAUGUCGAAAAUGUACUUGCAAGCGGUUUGCGUACACACCAACAGUACUGGACCAUUUUUGGGAGGUCACGAUUUUGAGGUUAAACCGAAGUUGAAAGCAACCGAUUUACGAGCAAUCAAAGAAAUUCAAUCUGAACCGUUACCAUUGAAGCUACUGGUACAAUCACUCUACCCGAACAUGAAAGGAAUGGUAACAAUUAAAGCUGGGUUGCUACUUGCACUAUUCAAUACUAGUUGGGACACGCAUGUACUUUUGACAAGUUCCGAUAAUGAUAUUAUGCGACCUCUGUUGAAAUGCUGCCAGUUUGCAUCACCCAAGGCAGUGCUGUGGAAUAAUUCAUUCCAAAAGACUGAUUUGGCCCUGAAACGUUCUCAAGAUGGUCUGGAUUAUCUGGCCGCUGGUCCUUCCGUAGCAAAUGACUACGGUUUGUGUUGUGUUGAACGAAUCGAUGAGCUAGAUAGUUUAGAAACCAUGGAGAAGAUACUUAUUUAUGGUUCGAACAAUGUUAAAGUACAUAAAGGAACUACCUUGUUAGCAACAGCAUCACCCAGUCAAGGCAUAUUUGAUGCAAGAAAACCGUUUUUGGAUAACUUCACCAUACCAAGGGCGAUUAUCGAAAGAUUUGCGCUCGUGUUUCGAAUGGAAGACACCAUCGAUCCAGAGGAGGAUCUUGUUUGCUUCAACGGUGUGCGCCUUCAUCCGGAAACCCCAUCUGAAACUAAAUGUAGUGUAGAAAUUCCUUUGGUAAGGAUGCUGAAGCUUCAACCUGGAGAGUAUUUCGAUCCUUUGCCUAUUGAACUGCUGCGAAAGUAUAUAGAUUAUGCACGUCAUCAUUGUAACCCGGAGUUUACCGAAGAGUCGACGAAACUGUUGGAAAGCUUCUUCUCGCAAAUGUAUUCCAUGCCCCAGUGGUUAAACAUAACGAACGGAAUGAAAAUGACACAAAUUCAAAACAUGGUUCGGGCAAGGGCGCGAAUAGAUCUUGCUGCGGAAAUAUCGGUGCAGCAUGUGAUGGAUACGAUAAGGAUUGUAAGUCGCAGCUGGUACGAUAAGUACGAUACGGACGACCGUGAUCCGGUGGUGAAAUUGCCAAAGAAAAUGGGAUCAGUGAAAGCAACUACGAUACGAAAGUUUUUGGAUGUUUUGCGAAGUAAGUCCGUGCAGUUAAAGUGCAAAUUAUUCACCAUGAAGGAUCUGCGCCAGCUGAUGCAUGAAAUUGGUAUGUCGGGCGUUGAAGAUGAGAUCGUGGAAAGACUUAACAUCCAAGGUUACCUGUUGAAGAAAAGUUCGGGUUGCUACGAAUUGUUUGUUUGACUAG
This is a messenger RNA of Anopheles maculipalpis, 2263 nucleotides long. Its product is annotated as DNA helicase MCM8-like. Bases 1 to 2259 code for a protein of 752 amino acids. The record is from RefSeq and is a predicted model, not a curated record. Lineage: Eukaryota; Metazoa; Arthropoda; Insecta; Diptera; Culicidae. The transcript is spliced from 4 exons. Gene Ontology annotation, molecular function: ATP binding; single-stranded DNA binding; single-stranded DNA helicase activity. Gene Ontology annotation, cellular component: nucleus; MCM complex.